Messenger RNA from Athalia rosae (coleseed sawfly), 831 nucleotides. RefSeq names its product COMM domain-containing protein 8-like. NCBI's taxonomy places the organism in Eukaryota, Metazoa, Arthropoda, Insecta, Hymenoptera, Athaliidae. The record is from RefSeq and is a predicted model, not a curated record. Bases 96 to 638 code for a protein of 180 amino acids. The transcript has 4 exons.
GACAACCGCCCGGUUUCGACAACACAGUGAGAGCGACUGCUCCGUCACCAAGCGGUGGUUGAAACAGUUAGAAACAGAAAGAUAAAAGCGUAAAGAUGGAGGAUAGCACUAGUCGGUGUAUGAAUAUUCUUAAUAAAGUGAACAACGAUGUUAUUAACCAGAUCUGUCACGCUUGUAUCGACGAAAUUUGUGGGCGGAAGCGGAUGACAUUUCAACAGUUUACCAACAGUGUUCAGUGGACGGAGGAGGAAUAUGAAAUUAUCCGAGCAUUUUUUUCCGGAUUAUUCCGAAAUCCAGCGCUCUUAUACCUUGAAGAAGAAAAGAUGCCACAGCAGUACAAUGACGCAUCUGCUGAAUUACAAGUUACCAUACGCAAAUGUGUGAGCGUACGCAGAGAACAACUAGUAAAUGCAUUGUUAAAAGAACAUUCGAUCAAAAAUGGGACUACCUUAUUAGACUUUGAUUGGAGAUUGAAGUGGGUCAUGGGAUCCAGCAAACUGGCCACUUUGAGAGAGCCUCUUCUGCAACUGGACCUCAUUGUUGAAGACAAAAAAAGUCAGCGAAUUUUGGAUCUUGAAUUAAACAGAAACGAACUCGACAUGUUGAUAACUGCUUUGGAAGAAGUUGGGAGCUGUUGAGCUGAACCUCAUAGGACUCAUAGAACAUUUUUGAGAUAUUAAAAUAAUAUUCUGAAGGUAUCGCUAUCAAAAAGUAGAAUAAAACGAUCUACACUUUGUAUGCAUUUUCGUAUGAUAAUAUUCGCGAUAUAUAAAUAACCAAAUUUAUUGUACGGCAGAUUUUUAAUAAAAAAAAAUAAACAUGACAAAGAAA